UCCUGUUUCCCAUCGUUCACUCGCACACGUGAAGGUCAGCAAACGAGCUAGUGGACACCGACAAUUACGAAAAAUAUUGUCGUCACGACGCAAAAUAAAUAGUACUAAAAGCAUGGACGGCCAGGGAGCGACGAGCGACCCUCAGCUGCAGCAGUUCAUCGAGGUGGAGUCUCAGAAGCAGAGGUUCCAGCAGCUGGUGCACCAGAUGACGGAGACCUGCUGGGAAAAGUGUAUGGAUAAACCUGGACCGAAGCUGGACUCCAGGACUGAAAUGUGUUUCGUUAACUGCGUGGAGCGGUUUAUUGACACCAGCCAGUUCAUCCUUAACAGACUGGAACAAACUCAGAGGAGCAGGGGGACUUUCUCAGAGAGCAUAUCAGACUAAAAACUCAUUGAAAGAAUGAACGAGGCACGUGCACAGCAGCCCCUGCUCAGAGGGGCCAUUUGAUCCGGACACGGCUUUCUGGAAAGACUGGCCCAUCGACUGGGAAAGGGAACAUCGUUAAGUGUUACUUUUGAUUAAACAAAAAAAGUGCCUAAAGAUUAACACCAUGUUUGGACUCGUAACAGUCAAGAGUUUUGUUUUUCCUGUGAAGUACGAUUGUUGCAGAAAGCUUUGGGUAUGGUCUGUGUCAGGUCCUGAAUUCAAGUACGUUAACCGUCAAAACUACAAGGCUGAGUAUCCGCUGAUUGAAAGUCUCUUUUUGGCAUCUACAAGGACUCCACCACAUGCGGGUUUCACCUAAAAGACCCUCCUCCAGUGUCUUGACCGAAGAGAUAACUGAAGGUUCUCAACCGUACUUAUGCAACGAACAAAAUGCAAAAUAUUUAUGUCCAUUCUUCAGAAAACUGUUGAACUACUCACAAUUUUAAUUAUCCUCAUCAAAUAAAUAAAAAAAAGUAAAGUUACAAUAUCAGAUAUGUUCCUGUUUAGCACAUGUUGGGAAUUAAAUCACACAAGUAAA
Messenger RNA from Cololabis saira (Pacific saury), 965 nucleotides. RefSeq names its product translocase of inner mitochondrial membrane 8 homolog A (yeast) (gene timm8a). NCBI's taxonomy places the organism in Eukaryota, Metazoa, Chordata, Actinopteri, Beloniformes, Belonidae. The coding region runs from base 113 to 385 and encodes 90 amino acids. The transcript is spliced from 2 exons. The record is from RefSeq and is a predicted model, not a curated record.